Molecule: messenger RNA, 164 nt
Organism: Acaulospora morrowiae
Lineage: Eukaryota; Fungi; Glomeromycota; Glomeromycetes; Diversisporales; Acaulosporaceae
Source: the annotation of a GenBank genome assembly
AUGUUUAAUAAACGAAUCAACGACUUCCUUUCCCAUCACGCCUAUGUGACUCAGCCGUUCAUGACGUUUUUGGUUCUGGGUGCGUGUAUUGUGAAACUCUUGGUGGCUAUUGAGAUUUUUGUUAGAGAAAAUCCGGUAUCCGUUGAUUUACGGCGUUUCCUUCG